Molecule: messenger RNA, 2184 nt
Organism: Camelina sativa (false flax)
Lineage: Eukaryota; Viridiplantae; Streptophyta; Magnoliopsida; Brassicales; Brassicaceae
Source: RefSeq, a predicted model, not a curated record
GAUAUUGGUUUUAAGACCAAAGUUUGCCUCAAUGAUGCUCCGGAAAUCCUAGAAACCUGGGUACACUGUGAAGACUCUUUUAAAUCAAGCAUCUCUCAGAUUACCAGGUUUUACAAAUAUUUGUGGAAUGAAAUGGCUGAUUCAAAGGAGAAAAUAACUGAAAAACUUCAUACUCUCCCGUCUGUAUUUGUACCACAUGAAAUUGGAAGUAGGCAGAAUGAUCUGAUAUCUGGAAUAUUCUUGCCACUUGGUGAUGUUUACUGGAAUGAUUCUGCUGGCGUUUUAAAUGAGAUAAAAGAGAUCAGUUCGCAGAUCAGCAGUGUUGUGGAAUCAUUGCGUAGGAAAACGUUGUGCACUAUCUAUCCAGGUCUCCAUGACUUUUUUGUGAAUGGUUGUGGAGUACCUGAGACGCCUCCUUUUCAAGAAUACCUUAAAAUUCUAGGGCAGUUCGCACAUUAUAUGUCACCCUCAUGUGCUGCCAAGGCUGUCUUUAAAAUUUUCCUGAAGUGGAGUGAUGACUUGAAUUCUGGCAAAUCUUCCGAAGAUGUCGUUCAUUUUAAAGAGAGACUUUCAGAACUCGAGUACACUGUACUUCCUACUGAAAAUGAUAAGUGGGUUUCCUUGCACUCCUCGUUUGGUCUCGUAUGUUGGUGUGAUGAUGAGAAGUUAAAGAAGAGAUUUAUAAAGAAGGAUAACAUUGAGUUCAUUAACUUUGGGGAAAAUGAUGAUAAAGAGCAAGAGGUGCUUCAAACAAAAGUGUCUGGACUCAUGCACAGCUUGGGCAUUCCAAGUAUUUCUGAGGUGGUAAAACGUGAAGCUAAAUAUGAAGGUUCGCAAGAUAAUACUGUAACAGUGUCACUUGUAAACUGGGCUCUGCCUUAUGCCCAGCGAUAUAUCUAUACUGUUCAUCAUGUGAAGUAUACCCAGACAAAAAAGACAGUCCAUAGUCAACUCAAGCGUCUACAAAUCUUUGUUGCUGAUAAGUUAUGCUAUAGGAAUGUCAUACCGCAAUAUGGCAUUAGCUCUAAAAAGGAGUUCAAAUGCAGCUCUCUUCUACAUGAUAAAGCUCUGUACACAACACCAUGUCUGGAUUCCCAUUCCUUGUUCAUGGAAUUGUCUCGUUUGUUUUUCAACGGAGUUCCUGAUCUGCAUCUGGCAAAUUUCCUUCACUUGAUAAAAACAAUGGCAGAAUCUGGUUUGAGCGAGGAGCAAAUGGAAUCUUUCAUUCUGAACAGUCAGAAAGUUCAUCAGAUUCCUGACGAUGAGAAGAUCUGGUCCCUUAAGUCUGUUGUUAAAGCGAAGAAGAAAGCUGGAAUAAGCUUGAGCUGGUUACCUUCAAGUUCCAAACCAGGACAUGGUUCUAGCAAGGCCCACGUUGAUGAUUCUAAACAAGAGCUGGCCUCUGGUAUGCAUAGCAGCGGUGAAAAGGAUGAAACAGAGGCUCCUGACGAAAAAAUACCGACUGAGAUGACUGAUACCAACUUGGUUUCUGGAUAUGAUAAUUAUGCAGGCACAAGUUCACGAACUAGUGAGCCAAACCCAUUGCAUUCAAUGCAUAUGAUUAGUGGCUCAACCCCAGGGAAUCAAGCUGCUACUAACUUCAAUCCAAAUCUUCCUCAUGAAUGGAACAAUUCCUUCUCGGUUAACUUCAGCGAAAGAGAUCAGCUUCACACCGGCACACCCUGGGCUGCACAAGCGCAACAGACCGGUAGAAAAGGUGAAGAAAUAGCGUACAGAUACUUUGUUGCAAAAUAUGGCAAUGAGGCUCUGGUUAGAUGGGUUAACGACCAGAGUGAAACCGGUUUACCUUACGACCUACUGAUCGAAAGCCGAGGUGGUAAGAAAGAGUACGUGGAGGUGAAAGCAACGGUGUCGACGCGGAAAGACUAUUUCAACUUGACAGUGAGAGAAUGGCAAUUUGCAAAUGAGAAAGGGGAUGGUUACAUAAUUGCUCAUGUUUUGUUAGGCAACAGUAAUGCAAUCCUCACACAGCAUAGAAACCCGGUCAAGUUAUGCCAAGAAGGUCAUCUCCGGUUAUUGAUUCUCAUGCCAAACCAGCGAAACGAGGUCAACGUUUCAUUUUAAAAACCCAGUCAAUCGCUCUCUCUUGUUAAUUAGAUUAGAUUAUUGGCAUUGUACAAUAUUAUACUUUUUAAUUAUUUUUAAUUUAAAUUCUUUCAGACA